Molecule: messenger RNA, 1250 nt
Organism: Teleopsis dalmanni
Lineage: Eukaryota; Metazoa; Arthropoda; Insecta; Diptera; Diopsidae
Product: odorant receptor 13a-like
Exons: 6
Coding region: 1-1212 (403 amino acids)
Biological process (GO): sensory perception of smell; detection of chemical stimulus involved in sensory perception of smell
Cellular component (GO): plasma membrane
Molecular function (GO): olfactory receptor activity; odorant binding
Source: RefSeq, a predicted model, not a curated record
AUGAAUCGACUUGAAAAAUUAUCUGCAUAUAUAUUUCCUUCAGAUCCUGCUAAAGGAUAUAUUGGUUCUAUUGACUUAAAUAUUUGGUUGGCACAGAUAGCUGGAAUACCUCUUCUGGGCUUGAAACAUGAACCAUUGGGACUAAAAAUCAUUUUACUGUGCUAUGGAACGUUGAUGACUAUUUUUGUCACUUUUCUGUACACGGGAUUUGAAAUUUAUGAUUUGAUCUUGUGUUGGAGAAGUUUGGAUUCUUUAACACAAAACACCUGCUUAUCAUUGACUCAUCUUGCUGGAGUGACAAAGAUCUUGAAUUCUUUUUAUCGCUUUUCAGACAUUCGCAAUGUGAUAGAGAAGUUUAAGUUGGCAACGAUGAAAUAUGUUGUAACUACCGAACAGAGAAAGGCUUUUUACCGCGGCGAGUUUGAGAAUAAACUACCUUUUGCUAUAUAUGCAACGUUGGUUUCUUUCACUGGAUUUCUGGGAAUGAUAAUGUUAUUCUAUGAUCCUAUAAAUGCGAUUGGACAGUUUCCUUAUCGUGUAAAAUUACCAGCAAGCCUCAAGCCGGAACUACAGUUAAUUUAUAUGGGAGUCAGUGUUUAUGGCUUGCAAGCAAUAGUAGAUAGAAUCUACUCAAUUAAUACUUAUCAUCAAAUACGUUUUCAAUUGAGGUUUCUUAAUCUGUCAUUUAGUGAGUUGUCUAUGAAUGAUCGUAAACAAUUAUUAGGAUCUCAAAAGAAACCAUUUGUGAAUGAACGCAUAAAUUUAAUUAUUGAACAUCAUUGGUGUUUACUAGACUUACGUAAUCAAAUCGAGGAUAUUUUUCGUAUGCCGGUUUUAAUACAAUUUUUCACAUCUGUAAUUAUUUUCGCCUUGACUGGAUUUCAGGCCACUGUUCGUAACGAUACCACUAAUGGAACUGUACUUAUUUAUUUUUACUGCUGUUGUAUUUUUUGUGAGCUUUUUAUUUAUUGCUGGUGUGGAAAUGAUGUCUUCGAACAGAGUAAAACACUAUCAACAACUGGUUAUAGCUGUAUUUGGUAUAAAUAUGAUCAACGUUUCAAGAAGUCAUUACAAAUAUUUCUGAUUAAUGCUCAGAAACCAUUUAUUUUCUCUGCGGGGGGCUUUAUGACACUAUCUUUGCCUAGUUUUGCUGGUAUAUUAACGAAGUCAUAUUCAUACAUUGCAGUUCUGCGACAGUUGUAUAGCCGAUAAGUGGAAUUGACACAUAGCCGAUAAGAUAAGUUGUUCAU